Geodia barretti is the source of this 687-nucleotide messenger RNA. The record is from the annotation of a GenBank genome assembly. NCBI's taxonomy places the organism in Eukaryota, Metazoa, Porifera, Demospongiae, Tetractinellida, Geodiidae.
CGAGGAAGUCAGGCGGGCAUUGGAGACGAUCUUCGCUGCCGAUUCCGAGAUUUACCAGACGCGGGGAUUCCAGCGCCGCAUCGGGUUCGGGACCAGGCCGGCGCUGCUGAUCAUCGACCUCGCCAACGCGUGGACCAAGCCGGGCCACAACUUCACCUGCGACAACAUGGACGUCAUCAUCCCCGCGAAUCAGCAGCUUCUGGCCGCCGCGCGGGAGAAGAAUAUUCCGGUGAUCUACACGACGACGGCCUAUCAGGACCCGACCGGGCCGCGCUCCGACACCGGGCUCUGGCACAUGAAGAUCCCGGUCGAGACGCUGCGCGAAGGCUCGCCGGAAGCGGAAUCGACGAGCGCAUCGCGCCGAUGCCGGCCCGCGGCGAGCAGGUGAUCGUGAAGAAGCGCGCCAGCGCGUUUCACGGCACGUACCUCGCAGGCUAUCUCCGCGCCCAGCGGGUCGACACAGUGAUCAUCACGGGCGUCACCAUGGCGGGGUGCGUGCGCCACUCCGCCGAAGACGCGAUCGCCGAGGGCUUCCGCCCCAUCGUCGUGCGCGAAGGCGUCGGCGACCGGGUGCCGGGCGUUGUCGAAUGGAAUCUGUUCGACAUCGACGCCAAGUUCGGCGACGUCGAGCCGGUGGAGCGCGUCCUCGCUUAUCUCGACGGCCUCGAGGCCUUCAGCAACGAAUAG